Seminavis robusta is the source of this 964-nucleotide messenger RNA. The record is from the annotation of a GenBank genome assembly. Lineage: Eukaryota; Bacillariophyta; Bacillariophyceae; Naviculales; Naviculaceae.
CAGCCGAUCAGUUAACCGUUGCGUCAUUGUUGUUGCUUGACCUUCUUGACAAAGAGGACGACCAAGCGCACAGUCAGUUGUUAAUCCUAUCAUGGCUUUAAGCGAGAUCAAGAAGUACGAGCAAGAUGGCGGAGAGGCCAAGGAAAUAGCUCAAUACCUCCCUUGGUUUCCCUUCAAAGGAAUCCCUCGAUUCUAUGACAUUGGUGGUUUCCUAUACGAGCCUGCAAUCUUCCAAAAGGUGGUGGAUAUUUUCGUGGAUCGCUACCGAGAAAUUGGAAUUGACUCUGUGGCUGGAUUGGAUGCCCGUGGCUUUAUUUUGGGACCUCCCAUUGCCCUGGCGCUGAAAAAACCAUUCAUCAUGAUGCGAAAAAAGGGGAAAAUGCCCAAUACAGUCAGCAGCGACGACUACAAGACGGAGUAUGGAUCCCGUUCUGGAUUGACGGUACAACGCGACAAAAUCACAAAGGGACAACGCGUCUUGAUCAUUGAUGAUCUGGUGGCAACUGGUGGAACCCUCAGCUCCGCCAUUUCUCUCGUGAAAAUGUUGGAAGGCAUCGUCGUGGAAUGCGCAUGUGUGGUGGAGCUCAAAAUGUUUAUUGAUCCUCCCGCUGACAGCGGAUUGCCCAGUCGAAGCAAAUUGUUCAAAGAUUUGGGCCACCAAGAUGUUCCCGUUUGGGGGCUCAUUUCCGAAGACAUCCUCACCAACAAAGCAAGUCUUCCUGAGGGGUAUGUGGAUGACGGAGAAGAGCAUUAGCCAAUCAAGUAGCAGAUAACUACUGAGGCGAAAAUUCUGUGUUAUAGUUUUGACGUUGAAACGACUAUUUACUUUCCUCCAUUGACAACAAUUCUUGCAUCUUCUACUAGCUACUGGUAGUAAAAUCUGUUCUUGCGAGGUGACCGUCCUCUAACUACCUGUACAUGUAAUGAUGCUGGGAGCGAGAACGAUCUUCAAAUCUGUAUCUAU